ACCCACAAGAACACAGUACUGCUACUGCGGGACCAAGACGGAGUUUUGCCUUCCUAAUCCUACGCUCUGCAGGGUUUUAGAAACGAAGUGGAGGCUAGGGUUUUACAGAACACAAGACCAAGAAAGAAGCGGAAGGAAGAGAAGAAGACUGAUUUCUUCCCCAGCAAAGAAGCGCUAUGGGUUUCUGGGGAAUUGAAGUGAAGCCAGGAAAACCUCAACCAUACCACUCUGAUAAUGUGGAGGGAACGCUUUUUGUUACCCAGGCGACUCUCGGCCUUGGUAAAUCAACCGAUAGGAGCAUACUCCAGUGUUCAGUUGGCCACAAGAGUCCGAUUUUCUUGUGCUCGUUGCUGCCGGAGAAGACCGAGUCUUGCCCCUUGAAACUGGAGUUCAAAGAUGAGUUGGUAGCUUUCUCGGUAGUGGGCAAACGGAGCAUUCACCUCUCUGGCUACUUUGUGGCCGACGAAGGAGACUAUCGUCUUGAUGAGUAUGAGUCUGAUUCUGGAGAGGACAUUGCUGAUACAGAGUCGGAUGACGAAACCAGUGAAUUUGAGUAUGAUGAUGAAGAUGGUGAUGAAUUCAUCAAUGAUGGUGAUGAUGAUUUCAAUGUGUUCCGUUCUUCUCCCGUCCCAAAUAGCGGUGUUGUUAUUGAGGAGAUAGAAGAUGACGAGCAACCGGCAAAUGGAGAUGGAUUGUCUAAACUGAAAAAGAAGAAGAAUGACAGUGGUGGUGUCUCUGUGAUGGAAAGUGAAGAUGAAGAUGGGUUUCCAGUUUCUGCCGCAGGAGAGGGAGGAAAAGCCAUUAUUCAGUAUCCUGAAUCUAAGAAAAAUAAGAGAAAAGUAAAGGCAACUACUGAACCAGAUAGCCAACCUGAGAAGAAAAAGAAGAAGAAACAGAAACAGAAAGGAGUCCAGGAAACUGUGGCUGAUAUGAUUGAAGAUGAUAAGAAAGAACUGUCUGGCGAUGAAGCCCUACCUGCAGAUGCAAAAGAAGUAUCUCCUGAUACACGAGAAGGUGAUAAAAGGGAAACUGAAGUCGAUGAAGGAAGUGCAGCCAGCAAAAGUGCCUCCAAGAAGAACAAGGAAAAAAAGAACAAGGAAAAAAAGAAAAAUAAGAAAGCAGGUGAGGAGAGCACAGUUGGGAAGCCUGUUGCAGGGGUGACGUCAGAUGGAGGUUCUGAUGAGAAGCAAUCUGCUUCCAAGUCUUCGAGUGUUAGAACCUUCCCAAAUGGACUGGUCAUUGAGGAUUUAGAUAUAGGAAAGCCAAAUGCUAAAAGAGCUUCUCCUGGAAGUCAGGUCAGUGUGUGCUAUACUGGCAAGCUUCAGAAGAAUGGCAAGAUUUUUGACUCUAACGUGGGGCGGGCGCCAUUUAAGUUCCGGCUAGGCGUGGGUCAAGUCAUAAAAGGAUGGGAUGUUGGUGUUAAUGGCAUGAGAGUUGGGGACAAAAGAAGGCUCACGAUUCCUCCGGCAAUGGGCUAUGGGCAUCAAGGUGCUGGCAACAAGAUACCGCCAAAUUCGUGGCUGGUUUUUGAUGUAGAGUUGAAGGAUGUCCGUUGAUCGAACACCGACAUGGGUUUUGUUUGUUCUCUUGGGAGGUUUCGAAAGACAUCAAUUGGUUUGUGGCGAGGAUUCAUGAUGGCGAUCGAUGAGAGUUUCGUCAAAGCUUCAGGGUUAGCAACAAUGGCUUCUGAAGAGUGAAGACCUCUAUAACUUGUAGCAUAGAUCUUGAGAACAUGGUUUUGGAUAUGGAGACUGUCCCAAAGAUUUUGUAGUAUUGAGUUCCACCCCAUCGUAUCUCUCAACUGAUAUGGAGUGGGCGAAAAUUUUGGAAUGGAAAACUUGCUUGAAUCUCUCUCUUGGUUUGGUUGUUUUGGAUAUUCAACUUCACUGGUUCAUGGUACAAGUUCUUGUCGCACCUCGUACUGUUGGUUUAGAAUUGAAUCCAUCUUUUUGUUAGUGGCACUUCAAUGUAGUGCGAUAUAGUUACAGUGUGGCAGCUAUCCAGCUUAACUUGCCGCAUAUUAUACUGUCCGAAGGAGUAAUUGGAGGGCAAUUUCUAGGGAUUUUUUUAAGCGCUGCAUUGCUGCACUUUUUGCUGAGACAAGCGACAUUGUCUGGUAUGUAG
Messenger RNA from Linum tenue, 2124 nucleotides. The record is from the annotation of a GenBank genome assembly. Lineage: Eukaryota; Viridiplantae; Streptophyta; Magnoliopsida; Malpighiales; Linaceae.